Acanthisitta chloris (rifleman) is the source of this 978-nucleotide messenger RNA. It is a transcript of the gene NEIL2, whose product is annotated as nei endonuclease VIII-like 2 (E. coli). Gene Ontology annotation, molecular function: DNA N-glycosylase activity; DNA-(apurinic or apyrimidinic site) endonuclease activity; zinc ion binding. Gene Ontology annotation, cellular component: nucleus. NCBI's taxonomy places the organism in Eukaryota, Metazoa, Chordata, Aves, Passeriformes, Acanthisittidae. The record is from RefSeq and is a predicted model, not a curated record. The transcript is spliced from 4 exons. Bases 1 to 978 code for a protein of 325 amino acids. Gene Ontology annotation, biological process: base-excision repair.
AUGCCAGAGGGCCCAUCAGUGAGGAAGUUUCAGCUGCUGACCUCCCCUUUUGUGGGACAAGUGGUGACUAAGGUGGGGGGAAACAGCCGGAAGAUCAAUGUGAAUGCCCUGAAUGCCCUAAGGCUCCAGGACUCCCAGGUUCAUGGGAAGAACUUGUACCUGGCAUUUGUGGCAACUGAAGGUCCCUUAGGACCAACUGCAGAUGAAAAAGUGCUGCAAAGAGAGGCUGCUAGUGGGGCAUGUUCUCUUGCCCAGGGAGGGCAAGAACAGCUUUCUGCUCCAUAUCCCCAGGAUGAGGAGCUGCAGGAGCUCCAGCACUCAAGAUCUGAAGCCUCAGAUGCAGCAGAGGGUCCAAGCAACUGGUUGCGCUUCCACUUUGGCUUGUUUGGCAGCGUCCGGGCAAAUGAGUUCUCAAGAGCAAACAAAGCCAACAAGAGGGGGGACUGGAAGGACCCUGCACCCAGGCUGGUUCUUCACUUUGAGAGUGAAGGCUUCCUCGUUUUCUACAACUGCCGAAUGUGCUGGUGCUCUUCUCCACGGGCUGAUCCUGCUUCUGACAUCCUGUCCACGGAGUUCCACCGUGGCCGAGCACUGGAUGCCCUCCGUGCACCCCAUCCCAUCUGCUACACCCUCUUAGACCAAAGAUAUUUUUCAGGGCUGGGAAAUAUCAUUAAGAAUGAGAUCUUGUACCUGGCCAAGAUCCAUCCAUUGACAGAAGGCUCUCUCCUGGCUCUCUCGGAUCUGGAGCAUCUGCUCGACUGUGCCAUUCAGUUCAGCUCUGACUGGCUGCAUAGCAAGCUGCGUGGCCAAAGGCUGCACCCCCAGAUCUACCAGAAGGACCAGUGUCCCCUUGGGCAUCCAGUGAUGAAGGGAACUCUUGGACCCUCAGGUGGCUUUAAGAGACUUACGUGGUGGUGUCCUCAGUGCCAGCCUGUCAUGUUGUCACGGGAUGGGGAUCCUUCCCCAGUCACCCAGUGA